Messenger RNA from Penicillium canariense, 1164 nucleotides. RefSeq names its product 2-oxoisovalerate dehydrogenase subunit beta. Gene Ontology annotation, molecular function: catalytic activity. The transcript has 3 exons. The record is from RefSeq and is a predicted model, not a curated record. Gene Ontology annotation, biological process: branched-chain amino acid catabolic process; response to nutrient. Lineage: Eukaryota; Fungi; Ascomycota; Eurotiomycetes; Eurotiales; Aspergillaceae. Bases 1 to 1164 code for a protein of 387 amino acids.
AUGGUGUCACCUCGAUCGUCGCGGACUCUGAUCCCUCGAGUUUCCCGCCGAUGCUAUUCAGCGGCUCCGUCGCCUGCGGCGAAGCUCAACUUGCCCAUUGACUAUAAGUCUACGCCGCUCCUACAUCACACGCCCUCCUCCCUAUCUAGCAUUCCCGACUUUCCCGCAGCAGCUACCAGCAAAAGGCUGAACCUGUUCCAAUCCAUCAACUCUGCCCUGCGGACGGCUCUUUCGACUUCGGACAAGGUCAUGCUAUUCGGCGAGGACGUCGCAUUCGGCGGGGUCUUUCGGUGCUCGAUGGAUCUACAGACAGAGUUUGGCUCGGACCGAGUUUUCAAUACACCCUUGACCGAGCAAGGAAUUGCCGGCUUUGCUAUUGGUGCAGCAGCCGAGGGCAUGAAGCCCGUCGCAGAGAUCCAGUUUGCUGACUACGUGUUUCCCGCAUUUGAUCAGAUCGUCAAUGAAGCGGCAAAGUUUCGCUACAGGGAAGGCGGUACCGGGGGCAAUGUAGGCGGCUUGGUGAUUCGGAUGCCCUGUGGUGCAGUGGGACAUGGCGCACUAUACCACUCACAAUCCCCGGAGUCACUCUUUGCACACAUACCCGGCGUCCGAGUGGUAAUACCGCGGUCCCCAUCCCAGGCCAAGGGUCUCCUCCUAUCCUCCAUCUUCGAACACAAUGACCCGGUGAUAUUUAUGGAGCCCAAGAUUCUCUACAGAGCUGCUGUGGAGCACGUCCCUAACGAAUACUACACAAUACCCCUGAGCAAGGCGGAGGUGAUCAAGCCGGGCAAGGACCUGACGAUCAUCUCCUAUGGUCAUCCACUCUACCUCUGCUCCUCUGCCAUUUCUGCGAUCGAAAAGACUAUGAAGGGUGUCAACAUCGAGUUGAUUGACCUCCGGACGAUCUAUCCUUGGGACCGCCAGACUGUCCUUGAGAGCGUCCGCAAGACGGGACGAGCCGUUGUCGUCCACGAAAGUAUGGUCAACUAUGGUGUUGGUGCCGAGGUCGCUGCGACACUACAAGAAGGCGCCUUCCUUCGGUUGGAAGCCCCGGUCAAACGAGUUGCCGGUUGGAGCACACACACAGGCUUGACUUAUGAGCAGUUUGUUCUGCCCGAUGUUGCCAGGAUCUACGAUGCCAUCAAGCAGACCUUAGAAUACUGA